AGGCCAAGAAGGGAACCAACCGAGCGAGGAGGCGCAGAGAGGAGGAGGAGGGACGACGUGCAACGACCGAUGGCGAGGACGACGACCAGGGUGUGCCUGCUUCUGCUGCUGCUCGUCUCGACGGCCACGGCGACGGCGCGUGUGCAGCACCGGGAGAUGGCGGAAGAGGGAACGAGCCCGGCUGCCGACAGCGCCCCGGCCGAGCAGGAGCCCCCGAGUGGCCACCUCGGCUACCGCAUCGUCACGGGCCUCAUCGAGAAGGCUACCGGCAAGAGCGCCCGCCUGGACCUGGAGCAAGAGGAGAAAGUUCUUUAGCCAUUUUCCUCCCGUUUGCGGUUAACAAGAAGAUGCGAUCGCGCAUCGCCGGCAUGCUGUUUGACUGAAUGUCGUAAUGUACUUCUGCCAAAAAUGAUAAGUUCUUUUCCUGUUGUUCACAAUAUUCACAAAGACUGUUUUUCUCCAUUUUGCAACCUGUUUAGAACAGCUAGAGAAAACAAUCUAGCUAUAUAUAUGUAAGUCGCCUGAUUUCUAAAUGUGGGUAAGUCAAUUUUGAUCGUUG
Hordeum vulgare subsp. vulgare (domesticated barley) is the source of this 559-nucleotide messenger RNA. RefSeq lists its product as uncharacterized. Lineage: Eukaryota; Viridiplantae; Streptophyta; Magnoliopsida; Poales; Poaceae. The coding region runs from base 70 to 315 and encodes 81 amino acids. The transcript is spliced from 2 exons. The record is from RefSeq and is a predicted model, not a curated record.